AUGUGUUCCGUAUCGGUAUUGCUUUUUGUGUUUACACUUCUGUGCACGAUUUUAAUUUUCAACAACGCUGCUCAACCAAAAAAAUAUCGUUGUCAUGUAUGUAGAUGUUAUAAUAAACGUUCAUGGACUGCUCCUUCCACAUACGAUUGGCAAAUUCCUUCUCUUGCCGCAUACGAUGACAACGGCCACUAUUUUUAUGACUAUUAUUAUAACCAUUAUCCAAAGCCUCCAAUAAGUAAUGAUUAUUAUGAUACCGCUUGGCUACCAAUCGAUGCAUCAGACGAAAUAUUACCCGCUUCUUCAAAUUUGAAUUCUUUUCCCGAUCUCGACGAAAAUCAGAAUAAUAUUUCUCGAGAUGACGAAAAUGAAAAACAAGCACAUGCAUAUAAUGGUAAUACGAUUACAUCACCACCUCCAGCAACCAGUAAUACCACGAUUACGAUUCAGGCAAUGAUUACUGUUCCUUUAAAUGCCACCAAUGACACAAAUGUUGCAUCAACCGUUUCUCAAACACCACAAAAAAAACAAAUAACUCCACUGCUAAAUUAUCUCGAUGCAAAUAUGAAUUUAACAGGAACUUCACUACCUCAAAAUCAUAAUGACCCUUCUAUAUCGACAGGAACUCUGGUUGCUACUACUAUAUUAUCAACGACUAUUGGCCUUUGCCGAUGGGCACCAAAUAGCAACAUCUUUCUUUACCAACACUACAAACGACCAAAUACGCUUCUAAAUCAAGAAUCAUUGGGCUUUUGCCUUGGUAUUUCCGCCCAACUUAUAAAGAUGAGUACUAUGAUUCUCGCACCUUCAAGAAUUUGGACUGUUAUUACUUGGAACAUUGUUAGCAACAGUCAAAACAAGUUUAUUGAGAAACCGUUAUCAAUGGUCUCAUAA
Molecule: messenger RNA, 891 nt
Organism: Ambispora gerdemannii
Lineage: Eukaryota; Fungi; Glomeromycota; Glomeromycetes; Archaeosporales; Ambisporaceae
Source: the annotation of a GenBank genome assembly